AUGGCUGAAGGAGUUGCGUUUGAUAUUGCUGGGAAACUUUUGAACCUGUUGGGCUCCCGAGUUUUUCAUGAUAUCGAACUGGCCUUUGGAGUUAGAAAUGAGAUUAGAAAGCUUGGAGACACAGUGGAAACUAUCGAGGCUGUACUUCUUGAUGCGGAGGAGCAGCACAUAAAAAAGAAUCACCAGGUAACGGUUUGGCUUCGGAGGCUCAAGGAUGCUUUUUACGAUGCAGACGACUUGUUGGACGAUUUCUCAACUGAGGUUCUGAAGCGAGAGGACAUGACUGGGAAUAAAAUGGCAAAAGAAGUACGGAUCUUCUUCUCCCAAUCUAAUCAGAUUGUGUUUAGUCUUAAGAUGGCUUGUAAAAUUAAGACUAUUAGGGAGAGAUUAACUGAGAUUGCCAAAGAUAGAACCUUUCACCUCGAUGAGUGUCGUGAUGAGAAACAAGUUGUCCAUAUAGAGACAGAACAAACACACUCGUUUGUACGUGAAGAAAAUGUUAUUGGGAGGGAUGAUGAUAAAAGUAAAGUUAUAAAACUUUUAUUAGAGUCAAAUGAGAUUGAGAAUGUUUCUGUGAUUCCCAUAGUAGGACUUGGAGGAAUAGGAAAAACAACACUUGCUCAACUUGUUUACAAUGAUAAGAAAAUAAUAAAUCAUUUCAAUUUAAGAAUGUGGGUGUGUGUUUCCGAUGACUUUGAUGUGGCGUUAAUUAUAAGGAAGAUCAUAAAAUCUGCAAAUCCUAAGGCUGUGAGCAACCUUAAUAAACUUGAAAUGGAUCAAUUGCAGAAACACCUUCAUGAAGAAAUUGAUGGAAAAAAAUACUUGCUAGUUCUAGAUGAUGUAUGGGAUGAUAAGAAUCCUGAUAAAUGGGCCAAAUUAAAAGAUUUAUUAAUGGAUGGUGCACAAGGAAGUAAAAUACUUGUGACUACUCGCAAUGAAAAGGUUGCAAGGAUUACUAGUAAGUUUCCAUCUCAAAGCUUGACACGAUUAUCUGAAGACGAGUCAUGGUCUUUGUUUAUGCAAGUAGCAUUUGGGCGUGGGUUAGAGCCAAAAGAUAAAGAACUCGUAACAAUAGGAAAGGACAUUUUAGCCAAGUGUCUAGGAGUUCCCCUUGCCAUAAGGACAAUAGGACACUUACUUUGUGAUCAUAAAAGAAUAAGUGAUUGGUUGCAGUUCAGAGAUUGCAAGCUCUCUGAAAUAGCUCCAGAAGAAAAUGGUAUUGUACCUAUUCUUAAGCUUAGUUAUGAUCAUCUUCCCUCGCAUUUGAAACAAUGUUUUGCCUAUUGUGCAUUGUUUCCAAAAGAUUUUGUUUUUGAAAAGAAGAGUUUUGUUGAUGCUCGAUCUUGCACCAACGAAUUUUUACGUGUAUAA
This is a messenger RNA of Pistacia vera, 1371 nucleotides long. RefSeq names its product putative disease resistance protein RGA3. The coding region runs from base 1 to 1371 and encodes 456 amino acids. The transcript has a single exon. NCBI's taxonomy places the organism in Eukaryota, Viridiplantae, Streptophyta, Magnoliopsida, Sapindales, Anacardiaceae. Gene Ontology annotation, biological process: defense response to other organism. Gene Ontology annotation, molecular function: ADP binding. The record is from RefSeq and is a predicted model, not a curated record.